UACAGACAGUGAAGUGAAAAUGACAGUUUGUUACACAAAUCACAAGCGCGAGGGAGGAGGAGGGUCCCUGGGUGGGCGUGGCCAAAAGACAGGUUCGGUUGCAUCGCAGCGCAUACACAAUGGCUGCUGGAAAGAGGGGAAAGCAAACAAUUUUUAGGCCCGCCGCGUCCAGCAAAAAAUAUGAGAAAAAAAUUAUUAAAAAUCCGGGGAAUAGUUGAAAGUCAAGAAAAACGCCGUAGAAAGGAUGUUAACGCUCCCAUGGACCUUGCGUCUCUGCUGUGUUGAAGAUUUGGACUUUCUCGCUCCGUCUAUGCUGGGACACAUCGCACGCGUCCACCACAUGGCCUGCUGCCGCUAAGUUGCCAUGGCAACCGUAGCUCCUGACGACUGCCCCGACACGGCAGAACGCUGUCGAGUGAGGAAGAGGAGGGUGGAGGGGAAAAUGAGGAAGAACUUCUCCUGUCAACUGUGUGAGAAGUCCUUCAACAGCUUGGAGAAGCUGAAGGUCCACUCGUACUCUCAUACGGGGGAGCGGCCUUACCGCUGCACUCACAACGACUGUAGCAAGGCUUUCGUCUCCAAGUAUAAACUGCUACGGCACAUGGCCACACACUCGCCAGAAAAGACACACAAGUGCAGCUACUGCGAGAAGAUGUUUCAUCGUAAAGAUCACUUGAAGAAUCACCUCCACACGCACGACCCCAACAAGGAAGCCUUCAGCUGCACAGAAUGUGGCAAGAGCUACAAUACCAAGCUGGGCUUUCGGAGACAUCAAGCCCUGCACGCCGCCCACCGCGGAGACCUCACCUGCCAGGUGUGUUUGCAGCCGUACCCAACCACCCCCCUGCUGCUGGAGCACCUGCGCGGCCACGCCGGGAAAAGCGCCACCACCGCUAAGGAGAAACGGCAUCAGUGCGAACAAUGCGAGAGGCGCUUCUACACCCGCAAGGACGUGCGGCGCCACUCGGUCGUGCAUACGGGGCGCAAGGACUUCCUGUGCCAGUACUGCGCCCAACGGUUCGGCCGUAAAGACCAUCUCACUCGCCACGUCAAGAAGAGCCACGCUAACGAUCUGCUGAGGGUUAAGGCGGAGCCCGUAGACUUGAUGGAGCCGCGCUCCUCGCCAACAUUAAGGUAUCCCAUUGGUCACGCUUCAUACUCGCCGCCGCAGCCCUUGAGGGCGGAGCUUGAGAGUUACCUCCUCGAGCUACAGGCUGAGGACGCUCCCAAGCUGAGCGCCACCGCCACGGCGACCGGAGAUACGUCCUCGUCCCUGGACUUCCUGUCGCCGCUCUUCAACUUUCUGCCUUACAGCCAAGGGGCGGGGCCUGCUUUGGGAGUGCCUUACAGCCAGGAGGAGGGGCUACCGCUAACCACGCCCAUGCAAGACACACCAGAGUCUCUCAGCCUCCUUCACACACUCCAAACGCAAACCAGCGCACUCGCUCCGAAUUACGCGCAUCCACCAUCUCUCAAUACAACCACCACUCUGCCUCGCUUUCACCAGGCCUUCCAGUAACCCAAACUAACUGUAGCACUUAAUUGCAUUUGUAAUCACCUUAGCCCUUAAACUUAAACCAAUUUCCGCCAAUGCAACGUUCACCUUACUCAAGCCAGUAUCACUUUAUGAAGGAUCAUGAUUUUGAGGAUAAUGUUGUAGAUAGUGGAGGAUACCAAACUUCACCCGAAAACUGUAACUAAAAGUAAAAUACACUGUUUUUGUGUGUUUUUAGCGGUUUGCAGUGAAAUUUUGCUCACAAAUCGUCCGUCGGAGAGUGCAUAGCUUUUAAAGUCCUCUCAUUAGCACUUUGAACUUCUAGUGAUGUUGAAGUUCCAUCAAAGCUAAAAGAUAUUAUCGAAUGUUAAAAAUUCUGCUCUGUUUAUUUGUUUCUGUGGCUCAUAAGCUGUUUGUUACCGAACUACCAGCAUUUUAGUGACCGUGUCACAACUCUUCACAGCCAAAGGCAACCAGACCCCUCGUAGAUAAAGGCAGGAAGGCUCAUCUCGUUACGUUUUUAUUUCCUUUCAGAUUUGUUGUAUUUGUUUUUCAUGUUUGAUGCUGCUGCUCAUCGUAAGAGCCUCAACGGAUACCAGCACAGAACUGCUUCACAAUACAAAGCAACAAAGGGAAAGAUGGACAAUCUCUAUCUCUUUCACACGCACACACUCGUUCAUCCUUUUCAAACAUGUUUAAUCCUCAUCCACCAGAAUGCUGGCUGUUGCACUGAUCAAAGCUAUCAAUGAAACAAUCCAAUUCAUAUCAUCAUCAUCUUUGCUGUGUCAUAUGAAGCUCCAAAACCUAAUCUGUGACAGACCCUGUCGUGACACACUGCUCUGAAGAAAACAUUCGGCUUGAGGAUCUUGAAUCGAAAGUUAAAUCUACGAAUGUUUGCCAUGAAGCGAUUAUCAUUGAAAGUUCACACACUGAAGCUGUCGACUGGUACAGUUAGAUACCGUAGUCGAAUAGAAACACCUCAAUCGCUCAACCCAGUAUCACGAAAUUACGUAGCUAUAGUCACGUGUUUUCCGUGACGCUGAUAUGUUUUUCCGCCUUUUUGCGUGAACGUGUCACGUAUUUCUGUUUACGUGUCACUGUCACGUAUUUGUUACUCAACUGUUUUUCCUAUUUUCUUACCAUUGUCGCUUCGGUUUAGGGUUAGAUAAAAUGACAUCCUUACCCAAACCCAACCCUAACCCUAAUGCCAGGCACAAUAGUUUAAAAAUCAUAAAAUAUACAAAAUAAAUCAUGAAAAAAAGGUUGAAAUCAAUACUUAAUGCAACACCAAAGAGGUUUUUUUUACCUUAAAAUAACAUUUCCAAAAAAGUUUCAGUCGUUCAUCCACUCGAAACAGGGUGAACGGCACGUUCACAUUCGCUUUGCAGCCCUCUAUCGGCCAAAACUCUGUAGUAAAAACUUGCUUUACGGCAGACCUACAAUCCAAUCAGAGCCAGCUAUGCUGCAGUAUUUACGACAGUGGUAAUGGACAAUUCCGCUUCUAACCUGUAGGGGGAGCAAAGAGCAAAAACUCUUUAGUGUUGCUUUAAAGUGACAUCCUAACGCAAACACCAAAUCUAACCCUAAACCAAAGCGUCAAUGGUUUGAAAAUAGGACAAAACAGUUGAGUAACAAAUACGUGACAGUGAAACGUAAACAGAAAUACGUGACAUAUUCACGCAAAAAAGGUGGAAAAACGUGUCAGUGUCACGGAAAAGACUCACAAAAUUACGUGACUGUAGUAAUUUCGUGAUACAGGGUUGCAUUGCUUUAAAAAACACAUCUUUAUCUUUAAGUCCUCUGAAAGCAGAUCUGUGUGUAUAUGGGCAAAGCGCUGGCUCAACGUUUGGGCUUUUUCGAUUGAUUUCCUCAGAAGCUGAAGGUUGUUAAGCUUAAAAUGUUCGGAAAGCCUCAGUUUUCGGGCAUGUGUUUCAUAAUAGCACUUUCAGAAAAAUAAUAUGCUUUUAUUUGGUCAUUUUAUUUUUGUUUUUUUGUGAAAGUAACUCUUUAUAAAUGUUUUAGAUGUCAUAUUUAGCUCUUUAGAAGAUUUUUAGUAUAUAUAUAAAUAUAUAAAUAUAUAUUUACACAAUGCUAUAUGUGUGAUAUUUUUACAGGUACACUUCAUACAGUGUUUUCGUUUUGUUCCUUUGCUUUAUUGCACAAAAUAUCUGUCAGCAUCUCUCAGCCAAACGGAGAAAGACGGUUGAAUUCACCCAACAUCACCUUCGGCAAGCACUUACUCCAUUUAUACACAAGGUUUCAGUAUUGACACAAUCCUGUCAAACUCUAUGUGGCCCAGUUGGCCCGCAACCAUGAGAUCCUCUGAAAGAGUGAUGCCAUUCAUUUAUAUUGCUGCUGAAUCAUGGAUUUGUAUUGUGAAUCUACAGGAUUGAACUUUAUCAUUGGGAGCCACAACUUUUAUCAACUUUUCAUAUUGGUACCAUCACAACACAGUUUGUUUGAUUGUGUGUGUGUGUGUGUGUGAAUGCGUAAGACUUGACACUCCUGCAAUAAAUCUGUUGGAUAAUGCUGCUAAUGGACAGUGAUGGAGCAACAGACCUUCUCUCCUCUCUUUUGCUAACAUUUCAGACUGUUUAAAAAAGUUGUAAAUGUGUGCGUGUGUGUUUGGGGGUUACGCGAGCCAUAUUGUUUAUGUAUUUGUAAUAUGGUGCAACUAUUGGAUGUCACCGGAGCAUGGGGAGGACCGUGAAGGUACUGACCUAUGACCUAAGAGAGAGAGGGAGAGAUAAAGCAGACAGACAGCAUUCCAGCCAUAUAAUGAUGUGUGACAUUGUGUUGUUUUAAAGUCCCUGUAAUACUAUCCUGUGAUAAUGGCUUGCUAUUGCUAAUCAUGUAUAUUUUACUUUAAUGUAUUUUACAAACUACUGUUGUAAGUGUAUAGCCGAAGACAGACAGAAUCCUAUAUAUCUAUGUGUUUGUGUGUGAUUGUGUGACGUGUGUGUAAUCGCAUUGAUUCCAUCAUCAAAACCUGCUGCCACAGUCCAUCAUUCAUUUUGUCCCCUACUGAUGACAUCAUCCAAAGAGAAAGUUAUUUAUUUACUGGCUACUUGGGUCAGGUUUAUGUUAAGGAAAGUGAAUGGCAGGCUGUUGGCAGUUGUGUGUGUGCGUGUCGAGAGUUGCGUGUUUGUGUGUGUAUUCAGACGACCUUUGCUGCUAUGUGAGGAGAGGAGAGAUUUGGUCCAGUGUUAAUACUGUCCACAGUACUGAAUGAUCAAUAAACAUACAAGAAGGACUCA
Messenger RNA from Misgurnus anguillicaudatus (oriental weatherfish), 4752 nucleotides. RefSeq names its product pleiomorphic adenoma gene 1 (gene plag1). Gene Ontology annotation, cellular component: nucleoplasm. The record is from RefSeq and is a predicted model, not a curated record. NCBI's taxonomy places the organism in Eukaryota, Metazoa, Chordata, Actinopteri, Cypriniformes, Cobitidae. Gene Ontology annotation, biological process: regulation of immune system process; negative regulation of transcription by RNA polymerase II; regulation of cytokine production. Gene Ontology annotation, molecular function: RNA polymerase II cis-regulatory region sequence-specific DNA binding; DNA-binding transcription repressor activity, RNA polymerase II-specific; DNA-binding transcription activator activity, RNA polymerase II-specific.